AAUGCCCUACACUUUACAGCUCACGCCAAACAUAAAAGGCUUAUCAAAUUCUCCGAGUAACACAUUAAAGUGUUAAUUCCCAUUUUUUUCUCUCACAAACCAUAUACUAUAUAUAUAUAUAUAUAUAUGCACUCCUCUCAAUAACUUACUCAUUUCUUCAUCGCUCAUUUGAAUUACACCGCUUCUCAUAGAAAAGAUAAUUAUUAUUAUUAUUAUUAAUAUUAUGAAGGAAGAGUUUGUUGUGCAAGAAGAGUACGUUUCAGGAGAAGAGAGGAAUCUGACGGUGCUGAAAACUUCACGGUUCUUUGCUGGCGAUGGCUUCACCGUCUAUGAUUGCAAGGGCCAACUCGUUUUCCGAGUUGACUCUUACGGUCCCGAUGCACGUGACAAGGAUGAGCUCGUUCUCAUGGAUCCACAAGGUCGAUGUCUUCUCACCGUAAAACGAAAGAGGCCCAGUCUUCAUCAACGGUGGGAAGGUUUCAAAGGAGAAAGAAUCGACGGUGAUAAAGCAUUGUUCAGUAUGAAGAGAACAUCUUUAAUCGGACGGUCACGAGCGAGUGUUAUAGUGGAGGUAUACGAUAAGCCCGGUGUGGAGUAUCACAUCGAAGGUUGCUUUUCGCAGCGUUGUUGCAAGAUCUAUAACGCAGCGAAGAAAUUAAUGGCUGAGAUUCGUCGAAAGGUGGACUCCACCACAAGUGUAAUGCUUGGGAAAGAAGUCUUCUCGCUUUGCGUUAAGCCUGGAUUUGAUGGUGCACUUGCCAUGGGAUUGGUCUUGGUCCUUGAUCAGAUCAACGGUGAGAAUUACUUUGAAAGUGGAACCACGGAGUCUCCGGUGCACCCUACUACAGAAGAUUAAGAAUUUGCAUUUUCUCUCCUUUUCUUUUUAAAAAAAAAAAAAUAUUUGUGUUUGAUGUAAUUGACUAAUCUUUUUUUGAGGUGUACCUUUUAAUGAGUUCCACCUUUGCCAUCUUGUAAAUUUAAAUUUUAUGUGAAAAGGAAAUAAAGAUGAAAUAUACUUGUAUCAAACUUUUUAGUCAAAAGCAUGAAUAUUUUAAUAUUUUCUAAAAAAUAGUCUUGGAUUCAAGUUUUAAGAAUAUAUACAACAUAUUAGAUGUUAAUCUAUUUCCAUUUAGAUAGUGAUAUGUGAACCUUUUUAUAUGUGAAGCUAUCUAUGUCACCACUUAAUUUUAGAAUUGCAUUAAAUCUUACCAUGAUAAGAAUUGAUUUAAACCAUCUUUUAUGGGUUUAGUUAAAUUGUAUUGUUGUGCUUAAUUCAGGUGUUAAAUAUAAAAAAAAUUUGUUCGAAAGCUAAAA
This is a messenger RNA of Arachis stenosperma, 1314 nucleotides long. RefSeq names its product protein LURP-one-related 12-like. Lineage: Eukaryota; Viridiplantae; Streptophyta; Magnoliopsida; Fabales; Fabaceae. Bases 224 to 856 code for a protein of 210 amino acids. The transcript is spliced from 2 exons. The record is from RefSeq and is a predicted model, not a curated record.